AUGUCACCUGAUACUAGAGAUGGCUUAGUUAAAGGGGCUGCUUAUGAGGCUUCUCAAACUGCAAAUAAAAUAGCACAAGAGGAAGGGUCGAAAUUUGAGAACAGUUGUGGUUCAGUUACUGGAUCGAAUUUCGGUAGGAGGGACCGCAACCGUAGGAGGAACAUAGUCGCAACUAGCGAUGAAUCUGCAGCAACCGCUUCACCUGAAUCACAGACACUUGAUUCCUUUAUGGAAUAUGAUUCUUUUCUUGAGUCGCCGAUUUUAAUGACUCAAAUUUCUUGCAACAUGGAAUAUGAUCAAAGGAGUGUGAAUCAGAAGCUUUGGAGAUAUGAAAAUGGAGGUGUAGAUGUAUCGCCUAAAGAUGGUUUGUUCUCUGCGGUUGCUCGAGGAGGUUCAGUUUGUGAUUCACCUUCUGACCUUCGCAGCAAUCAUGGUACCGAGUUCACCAAGGAAUUUUCAGGAUUCUUGAUUGGAAGUCCUAAAAAUGGGUUACCAAGAAGUGCCACUCCCAGUCCUCAGAGGUCUAGUUCUCGGAUUAACGUAGACAACCUCUUUACGACUCUUGAACCUCUACAUACACAAUUCCUAAUAUAA
Messenger RNA from Hibiscus syriacus, 594 nucleotides. RefSeq names its product protein SINE1-like. The record is from RefSeq and is a predicted model, not a curated record. The transcript is spliced from 4 exons. Bases 1 to 594 code for a protein of 197 amino acids. Lineage: Eukaryota; Viridiplantae; Streptophyta; Magnoliopsida; Malvales; Malvaceae.